CAGCCGGCGGCCAUGGCAGAACUCUCAGCGGCACCCGUCCUUUCGACGCCCGCCGAACACACCUUUGAAUACCCAACACCGACGCCUCCGCCUCCGCCUCCGCCAACCGCCGACCGCACCCAAGAUGAACUCGCUUCCGUCUACGAGAUCGAGCGCACGGCGCGCGAGAUCAAGGAGGGCGGCUGGAACCGCGUCGCCCUCCAGUUCCCUGACGCCAUGCUGCGCGACGCCUCGUGGGUCGCAGAGGCGCUGACGGAAGCCCUGGGCGGCAGCGAAUCCCAUCGGGUGUAUAUCCUCGCCGACACGUCCUACAGCGCCUGCUGCGUCGACGAGAUCGCGGCCGAGCAUGCCGACGCCCAGAUUGUCGUACACUAUGGCCGUUCAUGUCUGUCACCGACGUCGAGGCUGCCCGUUAUCUACGUCUUUACGCGGCACACCCUCGAUAUUGACCAGGCAGUCGAGGCUUUCUGCAAAGAAUUCCCGGACAAGCAGCACAAGGUGGUUGUGGUGGCCGACGUCACAUAUCAGGACCACGUCGUUCCCCUCACCACGAAACUGCGCUCCGCUGGGUACACAGAGUUGCUGUAUACCGAAGUGGCACACGACCCGACCGGCACGAUCCCGAACCGCAAGAUCAUCGACUCUUCCUCCUCCUCAAACGCCCCGCAGACCACCGACCUGUCCGAGCGCUCCCUCUUCCACAUCUCGACACCACCCCCGGCGCUCCUCCUCGCCCUCCAGACCCGCAUGGCCUCCCUCCAUGUUCUCUCGACGCCGAGCCUGUCGACCGAGGAUCCGACACGGACAACAAAUGCCCUCCUCCGCCGGCGCUUCGCCCGCGUCCUGACACUGGCCACGGCCGGUGUGGUGGGCAUCCUCGUCAACACGCUCUCCGUGUCCAACUACCUCGGAAGCAUCGACCUCCUGCGCCGGCGCAUCGCCGAAGCCGGGAAAAAGAGCUACACGGUCGUGGUGGGCAAGCUGAACGCCGCGAAGCUGGCCAACUUUGCCGAAGUCGACGGCUGGGUUGUCGUGGGGUGCUGGGAGAGCGGCCUGGUGGAGGAGGACGCCGGAUUCUUCAAGCCUGUCAUCACGCCCUUUGAGAUGGAGGUGGCGCUGAAGCCGGAGAGCGAGCGCGUGUGGGGCCUCGAGUGGUGGGGAGGCAUCGAGAAGAUGGACCACGACGCGGUCAGACACGAGGAGGAGGCGCUGGACGAGGACGAGUCGGCGCCGCCAGAAUACGACUUGCGCACCGGAAAGCUCGUGGCCAGCCGGCCGAUGAAGAUGCCGAUACGUUCAGCCAACGGCGAACCCAAGACCGGCGACGACAACGGGGAGGAAAGCAGCAGCAGCAAGAAGCCUGGGCAGUCGGCGUUGGUGAAGCGUGAGGUGGGCGAGGUGGCCACCAUCAACGGCGUGCUUAGCCCGGGUGCCGAGUACUUGCGUUCACAAAGAACGUGGCAGGGUCUCGGGACGGACUACGAUGAGGAGAGCAGUACUGUCGUCGAAGAAGGCCGAAGCGGUGUGGCGCGAGGUUAUACGGUUGGCGAGGAUGCUGGCAGGGCAUGAAAAAGAGCGACGAUUGACCGGGGGGGGGGGUUUUUUUUUCUUCUUUUUCUUUAACUCUUUAUGAAU
Molecule: messenger RNA, 1635 nt
Organism: Colletotrichum phormii
Lineage: Eukaryota; Fungi; Ascomycota; Sordariomycetes; Glomerellales; Glomerellaceae
Product: diphthamide biosynthesis protein 2
Exons: 1
Coding region: 13-1569 (518 amino acids)
Biological process (GO): protein histidyl modification to diphthamide
Molecular function (GO): 2-(3-amino-3-carboxypropyl)histidine synthase activity
Source: RefSeq, a predicted model, not a curated record